AUGGAUUAUUCCAGAAUUAUCGAGUCUUCAGAAACUCACAGGAAUAAGUGUGCGGCAUGCUUCAGACAGUUCAACAAACUGGAGCACUUGGUGGAGCACAUGAGAAUCUCAUACCAUUCGGGUCAUGAACCAACUUGUGCCAUUUGCAGAAAACACUGCAGGUCAUUUGAGUCUCUAAGGGAACACCUUAUAGGUAAUAUAUAAAUCCAUAAUAAUUGCAAGUUUUGCUUGAAGGUGUUUGACAGCCCUAACUCGCGCAGGGUUCACCAAGAAAAAUGCCAACUCUCUGGACUAACUGGAAUGAUUGGUCGGUUUUCUAGCAUGGGUCUUCGAGAUAAUUUGACAAUUGGAUCAAGAGGAGCACCAGUAGUUGCACUUGCUUGUAAAAUGGUUGGUGGUGGCAGUGAUGGCUCACUUGAUCUUUGUGCAAGAGUCUGCAUAAUUGAUGAGCAUGAGAACAUCAUCUUUCAUUCUUAUGUCAAACCACCAUUUCCAGUCACUAAUUAUAGGUACGAGACAACAGGUAUUAGAGCAGAAUAUUUGAGGGAUGCAAUACCAAUGAGGCAAGUUCAGAGGAAGAUUCAAGACUUCCUUUGCAAUGGAGAGCCCAUGUGGACAAUUAGAGCAAGAGGUGGCAAGGCCAGGAUUCUUGUUGGUCAUGGUUUGGAUCAUGACCUAGAAUGUCUCCAAAUAGAAUAUCGACCAGAAAAGAUAAGGGACACUGCAAAAUACCCUCCUCUGAUGAAAACAAGCAAGUUGAGCAACUCACUUAAAUACUUAACACAAACAUAUCUAGGGUAUGACAUUCAAACUGGGAUACAGGAUCCUUAUGAUGAUUGUGUUGCAACAAUGAGACUCUACAAGAGAAUGAGGUCCCAGGCACAUAGAAUGGAGGAUUACCCUUUGGCAUCUGACCCUCAGAACAGAAACAAUUUUGCUUCUUGGAGACAAAGUGAGCUUGAAAGAAUGAGUCCUGAACAAAUGCUUGAAAUUUCAAGGUCUGAUUACUAUUGCUGGUGCAUGGAUUCCUUAUAUACCUCAUGA
Messenger RNA from Arachis duranensis, 1044 nucleotides. RefSeq lists its product as uncharacterized. The transcript is spliced from 7 exons. Gene Ontology annotation, molecular function: nucleic acid binding; 3'-5' exonuclease activity. The record is from RefSeq and is a predicted model, not a curated record. Gene Ontology annotation, cellular component: nucleus. Gene Ontology annotation, biological process: rRNA processing. NCBI's taxonomy places the organism in Eukaryota, Viridiplantae, Streptophyta, Magnoliopsida, Fabales, Fabaceae.